CGAGGAAUUGCGUGACGUCAAAUCUUGGAGCUCCAAUCACAACGUCACAAACGCGGAAAUUGAAACAAGCCGCCAAUUUGCUAAUCUGUGAUGGAGAGAUAGGCAAGCUUGACCUCGGCAUCAGAUCGUGCUACGAAUUACGAAUUAUAUUUCCUAGUCGGAUAUUCUGCAGGAGUUGCAAAACUCUGGAGUGAACAUUUCUUCAUCCGAGUUUCUCUGGGAUUGCCGGUCUUGGCAGACCACACUGCAAACCUGACUGACUAUCUAAUCGUCGGUACCCUGUCACUGCGCCGGCUGCCUCUCUCUCUGUCCUCCCGCAGCCUGUGAGAGCUGCUCCAGUGGCUGGACGGUACCCCGGCGCCCACUGAAUACAUGGAUGAACACUGGCUCCACAGGGGAUCUGCGCUUUCUUGUCCUUUGCACCUCUGAUCUGUUUCUCAAGGAAAUAUGGUGAGUAAAGAAGACACCAAAUGUGUUGUUCUCUCAAAUUCCGAUGAAUCAGAUUCAGAGACAGGCCCAUCACACAGUCUUGAUGCACAGUCUGGACCAGAAUCCGGCAAGCAGCAGGUGAAAAAAAGAAACAAGGCCUUACAAGUGCGUUUUAAGGAUAUCUGUGAAGCUCAGAAUGAGUAUCGGGGAAAACGCUCCAGAUCCAUUUCCUGCAAAGUGACACAUAGAAAGUACAUGACCAUGCCUGCCAGACGCUCCAUUCCAAACGUGACCAAGAGUACUGGUGUCCAGACCUCACCGGACCUCACUAAGCGAUACAAGACUUUCCCUUUUGAGAGGAAAAAGGGACAUACAUUUAAACAUACUGCUUUGGUGGAAGAUUAUAAAGGACAAAACAAUGGUUUUUUGAGUGACAUAAAGACAGGAGGAGAGGAUGGACAGCCUAUCGGGGAGUCCUCUAAGUACAAGGGUAAGAUUGUGGGACAGACAAAAGCACUGCUUCACCACACUGAUGACAGCAGUGAUACAGAGGAUUUGCUUUCCAGUGCCAACUGUUUGGACGGACCCUCUUGUGCAGACUCUUCACAUUUCUCGGAAGAGUGCCAUCCAAGCAGCACUCCUUCCAAAAGAGAAACAGAGUACCAGGUUUGUGGGACAAGGACCAAACACAAAGGAUUACCCAAAGAAGACAUGGAUGCUGGAACUUCCUCAAAGCGCCAGCUGGCUAACUCAGAGUUUUCACAGGACAAGUCAAAGGGCACUGGCCCCGUUGCGUGGAACUCUUUGACACAGGUGGAGUCUUUAGGAAGCCCGUCUGUGAGCUGCAAACGGAAAAAAGGCACACAGUUAAACGAACAGCAAUCACAGACACUUCCCCAUAGUGCCAAAUGUUCUGCACAGUCACAAGGGCAGUGUCGGACGAGGCAUGUGUCAGCCUCCUCUAAACUCCAGCAAACAGUUGGGGGGGACGAGGGCUUUCCUCCAAGAGACACGAGAGCCCCAGGCAUGGGGAGCAGCCAGCAGAUAAUGCCCUUAUCUGGAGACAAGGAUAUCAAAGCACAGCUGCAGGCCAUGGAAAGCCUCAUCAGCUCGAGCCAGGAGACCAUCAAGGUCCUACUUGGAGUUAUUCAGGAGCUGGAGAAAGGUGAAGCGCAGAGAGAAGGGCUCACCUACCGAACAGGACAAGACACAGCAAAUUGUGACACUUGUCGAAACAGCGCAUGCAUCAUUUACAGUGUUGAGCUGGAUUUCAAGCUGCAGGAGGACAAGCUACAGCCCCUGAUUAAGAGACUUUGCCCCCUGGACAGCCAACAAUGCCCAGCUCUGCCUUACCCCAAUGAAGUGUUCACUUCCACCCCGAAACGCAAGUCCAAGACAGAGUCCAAAAAGCAUGCUCGCUGGAAACUCUGGUUCCUUUGAAUAAAACAUGAGGGCUUUGGAAACAGCCUUUUUGUUGGGCACAUUAAUACCCCUGUUAUUCCUCGAAAUGGAUGAGGGAAUAUUCAGAGGAAGUAAUCAACAUAUGAGAAUGGAUAACGACAGAAACCAGUUCAUUUUGGGGUUCUGAGUUGAGACUGCGCAUUAAAGUCAGCUUUGGGGGACAGCAGAGACAAAAAACAUUUUAAAUUCUGUCUAACCUUUUUCUGGCAUGUUCGCUGAAGAGGACGGACACACACCUGCAAAAACUAGGUGAGCUUUGGGAUACACAUGUGUUUCUAAGCAGGUUAAAGAUGGAUGUUUUUUUUUAACACACUCUAAAUUCAGCUCUCUCUUUAUAUAUUUUUAUUGCCUUCUCAAAUGCAAUGCACUUUUGGUCUUUUUCCCCUUAGAGCAUAUUGCUUGGCAACAAGAGGAGGCGCCAUGUGGAGGGCCUUUUAUGAGUGAAGCUAUAAUCUUUGAAUGGACAUCAGCCCCACCUCCGGCAAAGCACAAACAUUUGACUAUUGAGAGGAACAUGCCUAAAAGACUGAAACACACUACAGUACAUGGCAGUGUGUCAGCACUGCUCCUCUAACCUCAUCUAUUCUCUCCUCUUCUUCCUUAUCUGUUAACAUCCUGCCCAGUUUGUCUGUCCGACUGAACGUCUGCCUGCUUUGUUAAUAACCCCUGUCUCCUCCCUCUCUUUGUGACUCUGUCCCUUUAUCUCUCUCCGUCUGUCUGUCUGCCUUUCCUUCUAUCUCUCAACUUAGCUCACUGUGCAACAAACCAACUAGCCAGCCAACUUUGCCUCAGUCAUGCUGUCCUUCUCUGUUUGCUAUACACUGACACAAAAUGUUCAGAAUCUAUAUUUUAGAAUAUCUGCAUCUUUUUGGCAAAGUACUGUGAAAUCAAAUUUUAAAACAAACAUGUGGGCCCCUCCUCUUGAAGCAGGUUUUGUUAAAAAUGCAGAAGUUCUUCUGGGUUAGUUCAGAUUUUUUAACAAAAUAUAUAAUGUUUUGACUACUUCUGAGGCAGAAUAUUUUCUAUGAUAACCUAGAAAGUGGUUUUUUUUUUGGUUUGUUUUUUGAAUAUCCAACAAGUAAAGGCUAUUUUGACAUUUCUCUUGAGUCUAAUAAGAGUUUGCCUUGCCUCUCAGUCACUCAUUGUGUCACAGCGAAGCUCUAAUGUGAAGUCUUGAUCCUUAUCUAAGAAAUAUGUUUCAUGCCCAGGUGGCUAACACUUGAACUGUUGUUUUACAUUCAUUUUCUUGCCAUUGAACUGCAAGUUUCAUCUUGUAAUUCUUUUUUUGUUGUUGCUGAAAACAGUUUCAGAACACCAAACAUCUGUUUAUCAACCCACACAAACAACAGUGCACUGAACUUGCAAGAUUAGAAGGGCUAUAUACAGUGUUAAAGGAGUACGGUAGCAAAGCAGAGAAGACUUGUAGCCACCAGCUUUGGUUAAGUACAAAAAAACAAAAACUGAUAAUGUAGCAAUGAUACUGAACUUGAACGCUGUUACAAAGCAGGUAUAAACUGAAGUCUUAAAGUAAUUUUAUAACAGCAGCUCUUAUGUAGAUUAUGGUACUGUUAUAUGUGUGAGAAAUGUCAGGAAGACUCAUACUGACCUCCCAUCUUUAGAUAGCGUAGUAGAUUACAUUAUUCAGGUCACCAAUUUCCAUGCAAAGAUCUGUACCUUGGGAAAGUGCAAUUUAGUGAUUAUGUGCAAUAUUAUGCAUUUUUCUACUGUUUCUACAUCAUAAUUAAAACAUUUUCA
This is a messenger RNA of Centropristis striata (black sea bass), 3645 nucleotides long. It is a transcript of the gene insyn2ab, whose product is annotated as inhibitory synaptic factor 2Ab. Lineage: Eukaryota; Metazoa; Chordata; Actinopteri; Perciformes; Serranidae. Gene Ontology annotation, cellular component: postsynaptic density. Gene Ontology annotation, biological process: inhibitory postsynaptic potential. The transcript has 5 exons. The record is from RefSeq and is a predicted model, not a curated record. Bases 448 to 1869 code for a protein of 473 amino acids.